Molecule: messenger RNA, 4000 nt
Organism: Ctenopharyngodon idella (grass carp)
Lineage: Eukaryota; Metazoa; Chordata; Actinopteri; Cypriniformes; Xenocyprididae
Gene: slc9a3.1
Product: solute carrier family 9 member A3, tandem duplicate 1
Exons: 17
Coding region: 301-2814 (837 amino acids)
Biological process (GO): proton transmembrane transport; sodium ion transport; regulation of pH
Cellular component (GO): brush border membrane; apical plasma membrane
Molecular function (GO): sodium:proton antiporter activity
Source: RefSeq, a predicted model, not a curated record
AUUACACUCUUACACUACCUAGAUUGAACCACUGCUCUCAGGAGCACAGACACAGAGGGACAACUGAUGGAAACACUACCAAGUCACCUAGAGAGAGAUAAAUGACUGCAGAUUUACAAGAAAACUAACUAAAAGGGGAAACUGCAAUACUCUCCAUGAACUUCGCACUUCAGAACAAUCAAGCACACUGGGAACCUCUAAUUGACUGGAUUGUGAGAUUCUGUGAAGGACAACUAUAGUACACACAGUUUAGAGAUGAGAAUGAUACUGUAAGUGCAUCUUUAUCAUUCAUCCAUCGCAAUGCCGAGCUCUACUUAUCUCUGCUUGCUGAGGGCAGUUUUCCUGGUGUGUUUUGUUAACCCUUCAAUCCAAGGACUAAGUGGAGAUUCAGUUGUGGUCCAGGAUCCUCGUCAUCGACUGGAACCGAAUCUCACUGGACUCCCAAUAGUCACAUUUGAAUGGCAUCAUGUUCAGACCCCAUACCUGGUGAUAGUUUGGGUAUUUGUGGCUGCAUUGGCUAAACUAUCAGUGGUUGAACUAAACCAUCAUGUCAUCAGUGUGAUCCCAGAGAGUGGUCUACUCAUCAUCGUGGGCUUUAUUUUGGGAGGAAUCGUCUGGGGAGCAGACAAGGCACAGAUUUACAAACUGCUUCCUACCACUUUCUUCUUCUACUUGCUGCCACAAAUCAUCUUGGACGCAAGUUACUUUAUGCCCAAUAAGCUAUUUUUCAGCAACUUGGGUGCCAUUCUCAUUUACGCCAUCUUCGGAACCUGCUGGAACGCAGCUACAGUAGGACUCUCUCUUUGGGGCUGCUAUGAGGCCGGAGUGAUGGGUAACUUGGACAUCGGUCUGCUGCAGUUCCUUUUGUUUGGUAGUUUAAUAGCCGCGGUGGAUCCUGUGGCUGUGAUUGCCGUGUUUGAGGAAGUGCAUGUGAACGAGGUGCUCUUUAUCCUGGUGUUUGGAGAGUCUCUGCUCAAUGAUGGCGUCACAGUGGUGCUUUACAAUGUAUUUGAUGCUUUUGUUGCUCUUGGAGGCCCAAGGAUUGACGCUGCAGAGAUUAUUAAGGGCAUAGUUUCAUUUGUUGUGGUGGCAUUUGGAGGCUCGUUUCUUGGCGUUUUGUUUGCCAUCCUGCUGUCCCUGCUGACCAAAUGCACCAAACACAUUCAGAUCAUCGAAGCCGGCUUUGUCUUUGUGGUGGGAUACUUGGCUUACCUGACAGCAGAGAUGCUCUCCCUCUCUGCUAUACUUUCGAUCACUUUCUGUGGUGUCUGCUGUCAGAAAUAUGUGAACGCCAACAUGGAUGAGAAAUCGGUCACAACGGUUCGUCAUGCUAUGAAGGUGCUUGCGAAUGGCUCAGAAACCAUGAUCUUUCUAUUCCUGGGCAUUACAGCCAUCGAUAAGGAGAUAUGGGUUUGGAACACAGGUUUCAUUCUCCUCACUCUCCUCUUCAUCUUUAUCUACAGGAUCAUAGGUGUUUUCUUGUUUACCUGGAUGUUAAACAAGUUCAGAUUGGUUCCCAUCGAGGUCAUUGACCAGGUUGUAAUGAGCUACGGUGGCCUGCGGGGGGCAGUGGCGUACGGACUAGCAGCCAUGCUAGACAAAGACAAGAUCCCAGAGAAGAAUCUGAUGAUUAGUACCACACUCAUUGUGGUGUAUUUCACUGUCAUUCUUCAGGGAAUCACAAUGAAGCCAUUGGUUCAGUGGCUCAAGGUCAAAAGAGCUGCUCAUUCUGACUUGAAACUUGUUGAGAAACUGAACAAUAGGGCAUUUGACCACAUCCUAGCUGCAGUGGAGGACAUUUGUGGCCGUAUAGGAGAUAACUGGUGGACCAGAGGUUGGAACAGGUUUGAGGAGAAGUAUAUCAGCAAGAUUUUGAUGAAACCUAAGGCCAGAAAAAACAGAGACUACCUCUUUAGUAUUUUCCACAAACUCAAUCUGGAGGAUGCUAUAAACUAUGUCAGUGAGGGUGAACGCCAAGGUUCUCUGGCCUUCAUUCGUAGUGAGGAAGCAGCCAACAUAGAUUUCAAAAAACAACUUGAUUCAGAAUUUACAGAUGUGAUGCCUGAUAUAAUGGCUGAUAUGUCAAAUUACGAGCUUGGAAAUAUUUCAGUAACCUCAAUUGUAAAAGACACUAUUCCCUCUGUAUCCCUGGACAUCCAUGUGCAAGACGGGAAGAAUGCGGUGGAAGACACCAAUGCCCAUCAUCUUCUACAGCAGCACCUGUACAGGAGCAGAAAGAAUCACCAUCACAAAUACAGUCGCAGCCACUUCGGCAUCAACCAGAGUGAAUACGAGGUGCAGGAGAUCUUCCAAAGGACCAUGAGGAGCCGCCUUGAGUCCUUCAAAUCUGCUAAGAUGGGUGUCAACCCUGCCAAAAAGAUUACAAAGCACCACAAGAAGGAGCUAAACCAUCAGAUGUCUAAUGGACACCCAGAGGACAAAGGUCAUCAAUAUGGAGAUGAGGUUGACAGCGCUGUGGGUAGUGAGACUGGUGCUGUGAAUAAUACUUACAUGAGAGACAAAUAUACAACUGGAGCUGGCAUAGAGAAUCCAGCAUUCAUGCCAGAGGUGGCCAGUCCUACUCACAGCCCACCCUGGCUAAUGGAAUCUGAGAUGGACAUGAAUGUCGCACCCUCCCAGAGGGCCCAGAGACACCUGCCCUGGACGCCCAACAGACUCCGGCGUCUUGCACCCAUGAGGAUCAGCAACUGCUCCACGGACUCCUUCCUGAUGGCUGAUGUUUCUUUAUCUCUAGAGGAGCACGAGGAACAUCCCCAAGGAGACCAAGACGAAAUACGACCAGUCUUUGAAUAGACGAUUAAAGGUGGCAUGUCACAAAGCACAUUCACAGACAUGACAGUGUCCAAUCUACAAAACGAGGUGGAACUGGACAAUUGCUGCAAGAGAUCCCACCGAAACUGCCAAACGUCAAUGAAAUAGCAUGGAACUAAAUCCCAUGGAUGUUUCCAGCACUUUGUAGAAUUAAUUUAGGAUCCAUUUAGGGCAACAUACUCAUGUGCUAUUAGGUGCAUACAGUAGUAGAAAAAAAGAAAAAGAAAAAGAAAAGCUUAUCAAGCAAUGCACCUGCCUUUUUCAAAUGGUUUGUCAAAACAGUUUCCUACUUGUGUUGAUAUAUUUCCCAUUGAAAAAUGAAUUCUGGACUUUAAAGGGGUCUUAUUAUGCUUUUCUUUCUUUAGUGUGUAAUGUUGCUAUUUAAACAUGAAAAAGGUCUGCAAAAUUACAAAGUCCACUCCAAAGGGAGUUAUAUCAGUAAGCACUGUAACUUACACAUCACAAUAUUCCUCAUUUAAAUAAUUCCCGCCCAAAUCAUGUGCAAAAAAACGACCAAAGAGGUGCUGAAAAAAGAGGCAUAAUAGGCCCCCUUUAAAAUAGCCAAUAAAGUUCAGUUUACAUCACAGCCAUGAACAUUAUUUGCUACUUGUUACUUCUAGUCAGUUUAUAUUUGCUGGAAGGGUAUUCUUGUCAACUUUUACUGUAGGAUUACACUAGCCUAUAGAUGGUCUCAAAGCAAAUAAAAAUUAAUAGAUUUGAUUUCUUUAAAAAAUGGUGUGAGGGGGAAAGGUUGAGAAGACAGGGAUGUAUUUUAUGCAAUAAUGCUAAUAUAGUGAGGGCAAAGCCAUUUUGUCUUUCUCAAGAUCCACCUUGUGGUUUAAUUUUUAAUGGCACUUUACUACAGUGAUGUCACCUCUACAAGGCACAUUCUUCCCUGCACUGCAAUAUGAAAGUAUAUUAAUAUGGAAGGUAUUAGGUAAAUAAUUAUAUCAAGUGAGUUUUUCAUUGCUCUGGAAACUUUUAGAAACCAGUGGUGAUGUUAGUAUUUUAAGUCUGUGACUGAGGUGUUAAUUGUUAUGAACUAUGUUUGUACAUGGAAAAAAAAAAAAUCAAUCGUUUGUUUUCUUGUCAUUCAAAUAAUGCAUUUCUCUGGGCAUUUUAAUUUCUUUUGUGGGAUUAAUAAAGUAUUUAUCAACAUUUCUAUUUA